This is a messenger RNA of Vollenhovia emeryi, 1272 nucleotides long. RefSeq lists its product as uncharacterized. The record is from RefSeq and is a predicted model, not a curated record. Bases 106 to 555 code for a protein of 149 amino acids. NCBI's taxonomy places the organism in Eukaryota, Metazoa, Arthropoda, Insecta, Hymenoptera, Formicidae. The transcript is spliced from 2 exons.
UAUUUAAGCACUCUGCCUUCUUUCGUUCGAUGUAGUCUGCGCUCAUUGUCAGUGCGAGUCACUUAUCGUUGCUCUCUUCUCUUUCUUCUUCAAUUAACAGUCAAGAUGAAGCUACUUGUUCUCGUUCUGGCCUUAUCUUGCGUUGUCGCGUACACAACCGCCCAGAAAAAAGGACAAUACUGGCCCGCCAACACCAAAAUAUUCACGACACCACGUCGGUUUCGUCGCGAGGCCGAUCCUCAGAACUCGAUCGCAAACUCAAAGAAUACUCCGCAAUUGCCCUCCGACGACAACGCAAUUCUUCGACUUGCUCGUUUCGGCAAUGAACCCACGGUCGUCGAUUUCGGCGAAGAUGACAACGGGAUUUCCGGAUCUCAGCCGCGACCCAAUGGCCAAUCGAACGAUAUGCACCGGAUAGACGAAAACGAUUACUUGAGCGCCUAUACUUUCCAUCCGGGCGCGUACGGUGGAUUCGCCAAGAAUUUCGGAACCGGCGGCGGGUUUCGCUGGAGAAGGGAAGCGGACGUGGAGCGGCGCUUCCGUUUCAGAAGCUGAAACGCAACGUAGGAAUCUUUCGGUCAAUGGUUCCGUGGACUUCAGCGAGGUGAAAACGAUCGUGGAAUAGAAUCCCCGGUAGGCACGACCGUUAGUAUUCGUCUCAGGCGGGAAGCCGAUCAAAUUGAAGAGACCGAGAACGAAAUGUCUGAGACAAACCAGAUAAAUUAAGAAAUAAGAUUUGGCAUCCUCGUGAUAUUCGAGCUUUAUAAGAUAUUAAAUUGAAAAUGUCUUCGGAAAUUUGGCAUUUUCUUGGAAGUAUUUAUGUAUGAAUAUAAAACAUACGUUCGGAGGAAUAAGACUAAUUGUAAGAGCCGUGACAGGGUGUUAGCGUCUAUAAUUUUGUUAUAAAUUUAUUGCGAAAACUUUAGCCUGUGCCAGGGUAAUAUUCUUAUCACAUGCGAGCCUUAUAAAUUCUAUAAAGAAUACGAUUAUGAAAUGUGAUCGAAGGGACUGAGUAGAAUGUAAAUACUUCUAAUAUAUCUUGGGUGAUAUUGUUUGUUCUAGCAAGCGUGUGUAAAACAAUUAUGAAACAGCGAUAAGAAGUGAUGAACAAUAUCCGAAAUAGUAUUCCGUUGUGUGCACGAUUUUACGUAUUAUUUUGCGCUAUAAUCGUAUUCGUUUUUCAAUCUUCUUCAACAUUAUUUUUAGCGUAACAAUCUUUUUAACAUUAGGAAUCGGUGAAAUAUACUUCUGGAUUUCCUCAAUUAUUCUGUA